Messenger RNA from Schizosaccharomyces cryophilus OY26, 1677 nucleotides. Its product is annotated as ran GTP-binding protein. Lineage: Eukaryota; Fungi; Ascomycota; Schizosaccharomycetes; Schizosaccharomycetales; Schizosaccharomycetaceae. Gene Ontology annotation, molecular function: GTPase regulator activity. The coding region runs from base 1 to 1677 and encodes 558 amino acids. The transcript has 2 exons. The record is from RefSeq and is a predicted model, not a curated record. Gene Ontology annotation, cellular component: nucleus; cytoplasm.
AUGGAUGAAUUGUUCCACGUCGCAUCUCAUGCAGCAACGUUUGCUACUAGCUUUGCCAUCAAGCACAGUAUUUCAUUUGCUGGAAAAUUUGCUGUCCAGCAAGUAAGUAGCUAUAUUAAACGCAUACCAGAUGCUGAUCGCAAUGAAUUGGAAUUCAUGAAAGCAAAGUUGCUUGAGAUGAUUCGUGUGGUCACACCAGCCAUAGAGUUGAUUGAUAUUAUGUCUUCCAGCGGAAAUCAAAGUUUGCAGAGCACUCGCCAACUUGUCGAUGCGUUGCGCUCAGACAUUGAAAAGUUCAGUGUGCACAUCUUAGGUGUUGCAAGUUCGGACUCGGGAGAAGAAGCAUCGAACCCGAAACGCGCCGAAGAAACGAAGGGAAAGGUUUUGCAGGAAAUAAAGACUUUACUUUUACGAAUUCAAGAUGCCAUCCCUCUACUCAAUUUGUCUAUCACCACUUCAGGGCUUUCUAUCUCGUCAAGUCUACCGAAAUCUACCAAUUUUUCUCAGCUUUUUAAAGCAAACUCUUUUGUUUUACAUUCAAACCUUUCCUUUACAGGGGAAAAGCCUUUACAGGUUGGUCCGACGUUUCGACUUCGCACUUACAAAAUCUUUGAGAGCCAUGCUCAAUCCAAGUUCCUAAAUCAUGACUCAAUCAUUUGGCAAGAAGAUUGCUCUGUGUGUGUAGCCAAGGUUUUUCGGGUGCCACCUCAACAAUCUCAUAACAAAAAUUCCCUCCUCUCUUAUAAGCUCUCUCUUGUUCAAUCAUUCGAUGAUAAUCGUUAUCACGAAGAAGAUGAAGUUCCAAUGACCAAAGAUAUUCUUUUAAGUACUAUUCAAACUCUAUUCUAUAGUGUCUCGGGAAAACUUCUUCGACUUGACGAAGUCACGACACCUGUCAUUCUGCUCAAAUACAAGGAUAAUCCUUCAGAGACUUCUGAAGAACAGGAAGCAUACAAAUGGAUAGCAAUGGAGCUGCUACCUGAAGAAGAAUUUGAGAGUGAGGAAGAUGAUAAUGAAAGCCAGGAUUCUGACAAUACGACUGAAGAAUUCAGUGAUGAACAUAUGGCAGAAAUGCAACUGCUUGGACUUACACAAAAGGAUCUUGUAACAAGAAGAAAGAAGAUGAAAGCAUAUCAGAAAGAAGACACAAAUCUGGUCCUAUUAGAAUAUCUUCUUCGUUUGUGUGCCUUGGAGGCGAACGCUCAAGAAUCUGUUCUUCAACUACCCGAUGAGCAAAUCUCUCUGUACUUACGAGAUGACCAAGGACGUGAGCGACCUCGCGAUCCAGGUUCAUAUCAUGCUUUAGAGAACACUGGUGACGCUCGUGUUUCCCCAACUUCUGCAACGUCGUCAAGACGUUCUGGCGUGCGCGCUAGUUCAACUUUCCUUUCUCCUUGGGUAAAACAAGAACCUUCUUCUCCUUUGAAGCACGUAUCGAGAAACAAAAUAUUAGACGAACGAGAAACAACGUCGGGCUAUGCUAGCCCUUUGAUGAAUAGAAAAAUAAAGGAACCUUCAAGGCGAGAAGAUAUGAUAGGUGCAUAUUCUCCUAUGUUUCUUCGAUCUAGGAAAGAUUUGUUCCCGGAGAUAGAUCAGAUGCCAUCCUCAAAGAAAGAGUUGUUUGCUUCUGAAAAAAAAAAUUCAAGAUACUGCAACAAAUACGAAAGAGGGUCCUGA